CUGCAUGUAAACAGUGAGAGCAGUCAGGGGCGACACACCUAGUUUACCUCGCCGUCAUCUGCCUCGCUUCUACUCCUAUUUAACCUCUUUUUCUCUACUCACCUACAGUUUAGACUUCUCUUUUUUUUUGUUAACCCCCCCCAAGUUUUGGCGUUAGGAUCUGCGAGAGUGGAGUCUCAAAACUUUGCAGGUGGCUGUGACUGGUCACCAAAAGAAGGAAAGAUGUCCCAAGAGUCAGAGGAAGUAUCACCUAACAAUCAGAGUGAAGAAUAUGAUGAACCUGCAGUUGAAUCUGAUCCUGAGGAAGAAUCCAGAGCCGACGCAGAUGAUGGUGAAACGGAGGAUCUUGUCAUCCUUGACCCCAAUGCAGUGGAGGUAGAUCUGAAUCACCGUCGCAUUGCCAAGAUAGAAAAUCUGGAGUCGCUGACGUGUGUAGAGACGCUUUGUUUGCGAUGGAAUCUUAUAAAAAAAAUUGAAAAUCUUCAUACGCUUACCAUGCUCAAAGAGUUGGAACUGUAUGAUAAUCAAAUUCACGUUAUUGAAAAUCUAUCUGCACUAGUCAAUCUUGAGGUUCUUGAUGUCUCUUUCAAUCGAAUCAGAAAAAUAGAGAACUUGGAGGGGCUAACCAACCUGAAGAAGCUGUUCUUAUGUGCUAACAAGAUAUCACGGAUUGAAAAUGUCAAUCAUUUAAGAAAUCUGGAAUUACUUGAACUUGGGGACAACAAAAUAAGGGUCAUUGAAAACCUAGAUGGAAUGACAAAUUUAAAUAGCAUCUUCUUGGGCAAGAACAAAAUUAUGAAGUUACAAAAUCUGGACUCGCUUAUCAACCUUGAGAUACUGGGUGUACAGAGUAACCGAAUAACCAAGAUUGAAGGUCUUGGUAGACUCGUCAAUUUGGAGCAGCUUUACUGUUCUCAUAAUGGCAUAGAGGUUCUGGAAGGUCUUGACAAUAAUGUAAAGCUUCAAACCUUGGACAUGGCUGUUAACAGAAUUAAAAAGAUUGGAAACAUUAAUCAUCUUACCGAGCUAGAAGAAUUCUGGUUUAAUGGUAACCAGAUCAGCGAAUGGAAUGACUUGAAGCAGCUAGAAAAUGCCAAAGGUUUACAGACAGUUUAUCUAGAGGGAAAUCCUUUACAACGUGACCCUAAUUACCGUCGCAAGAUCAAACUGGCCCUCCCAUCACUUACACAAAUUGAUGCUACUCUUUGUCGAUAAAUUCUGAAGCUGGAGUACUGACAUUCGAAGCUCUUCCUUUAGUCUCAAAAACUGCCAAAUUUUUCAUGAUCUUUACUGUCUUUAAGUGUUAGUCAUACGUUGCACUUGUGUCGACACAACUGUGGUCUCUGCUGUCGUGUUUUAUAGACAACAUGUUCACCCAGUUUUGUAGUAUUUGUCAGUGAUAAUGUUGAUAAAGCUUCACUAUAAACUUUCACCCCACUUUUGUAGUCUUUGUCAGUGAAGCUGUUGAUUCAGCCUCUCACAAACCUUAAAAAAUUAAUAAGAAAAUAAAUUUUUCACAAAUUUUUGUAGUAUUUGUCAGUGACGUUGAUACAGCUUUUUACAAUUCUGUGUUUUGGUGAAGAAAGCAUGUGACACUUUUCUGAAUAUAGUUAACUUUGCAAUUGUCUGAGAAUAUAUUGCCAUAUUGAUUGUUAUUAUGCAAUAAUGAACGUCAUUGUUAAUUUUUUAUAAUAAGCCAGUCAGGCAGUUAUGUGAAUAAAAUCUUUAUACAGUAUAUGUUUGGGAUAUGACUCGAGCAAGUAUUGUUUUGUUACUUCAAUUGCACAUACAGUACUGUAUAUGUAAAUAUUAUUACAAAGGUUAUUUAUCAUAUGUUAUCUUUCUUUAAUGCAUUUAUACAUAGCAUCAGUUUGAAGAAAUGGAUCUCAGACAAGCUCUAAUGGCUUUAAGUUUUGAAGAUCAGUUUAUUCUAUUGAUUCUGAUAAAUAUGAUAUAAGUAUUGAUUUUAUUGUACGGUGUAUGAAAAUACUUAAGAACACAUAACUUGACUGACUUAAUCAGUCAUGCAUAAAGGAUGCUAUUUUUUCAUAAUAGUAAAUUGUAUGGUUAAAUUCCUAAUCAACAAAAUUCUGGAUAGGAAAUUGAAUAUAUAUAACAGACCCUUAAUCCUGCAGCUAUAGUACAGUAAGAAGCAUUUUGUACAAUGGAUAUUGAUGAAAGAGGCAUUCUCUGUGCAUAGCACUAGAACAUUAAGAAAAUACACACUAAUUUAUUGAAUAA
This is a messenger RNA of Procambarus clarkii (red swamp crayfish), 2241 nucleotides long. RefSeq names its product protein phosphatase 1 regulatory subunit sds22 (gene sds22). Gene Ontology annotation, molecular function: protein binding. The record is from RefSeq and is a predicted model, not a curated record. Lineage: Eukaryota; Metazoa; Arthropoda; Malacostraca; Decapoda; Cambaridae.